Messenger RNA from Astyanax mexicanus (Mexican tetra), 3742 nucleotides. It is a transcript of the gene hspa4a, whose product is annotated as heat shock protein 4a. The record is from RefSeq and is a predicted model, not a curated record. The transcript has 19 exons. The coding region runs from base 213 to 2735 and encodes 840 amino acids. Gene Ontology annotation, biological process: protein folding. Gene Ontology annotation, molecular function: ATP binding; ATP-dependent protein folding chaperone. Gene Ontology annotation, cellular component: nucleus; cytosol. NCBI's taxonomy places the organism in Eukaryota, Metazoa, Chordata, Actinopteri, Characiformes, Acestrorhamphidae.
GAGUUCAGGGAGGCUGCGUGUUCCAGCGGCCGCCGGUGAGCUCGACUCUCUAUCUACUGCGUUCAAUGGAGCGGUGCGGAGCUGCUUCUCUCAGUUUUAUACGCUUUUAGGGACUGACCUCGCGCUUCCUCGAGUCCGUCGUUUUAAAACACGCUACAAAUUACUGUUUAGUAUCCGUAUCGUAACUUGGUUUACAGGUUUUUACAGUGAAAAUGUCAGUGGUGGGGUUUGAUGUGGGCUUUCAGAACUGUUAUGUUGCCGUAGCCAGAGCCGGUGGAAUAGAGACUGUAGCGAAUGAAUACAGCGACAGAUGCACACCGGCUUUUGUAUCUUUUGGGCCUCGAAAUCGGGCAAUAGGUGCCGCAGCCAAAAGCCAGGUGGUCACAAACUGCAAGAACACUGUGCAAGGCUUUAAGCGAUUCCAUGGCAGGGCGUUCACUGAUCCGUAUGUUCAGUCAGCAAAGUCCAGUCUUGUCUAUGACCUCGCUCAGAUGCCCACAGGAACUACCGGCAUCAAGGUCAUGUACAUGGAGGAGGAGAAAGUGUUCAGUAUUGAGCAAGUCACUGGCAUGCUGCUCACUAAACUGAAGGAAACGGCUGAGGCUGCGCUCAAGAAGCCAGUGGCAGACUGCGUAAUUUCUGUUCCCAGCUUCUUCUCUGAUGCUGAGAGAAGAUCAGUCAUCGAUGCUGCACAGAUUGCUGGCCUGAACUGCCUGCGACUCAUGAACGAGACCACUGCAGUUGCUCUUGCUUAUGGCAUCUACAAGCAGGAUCUGCCAGCUGCUGAGGAGAAGCCCAGGACAGUUGUGUUUGUGGAUGUGGGCCAUUCUAGCUACCAAGUCUAUGCCUGUGCCUUUAACAAAGGAAAAUUGAAGGUUCUGGCCUCUGCGUUUGACCCUGAGCUAGGUGGCAAAGACUUUGACGAGAUGCUGGUUCAGUACUUCUGUAAAGAUUUUGGUGAGCGGUACAAGCUGGACGUGCGCUCAAAGCCCCGCGCUCUGGUGCGCCUCUACCAGGAGUGUGAGAAGCUGAAAAAGCUCAUGAGCGCCAACUCCUCGGACCUGCCUCUCAAUAUUGAAUGCUUCAUGAACGACAUCGACGUCACUGGUAAACUCAACAGAGGCCAGUUCGAGGAGAUGUGUGCAGGGCUACUGGCCAAAGUGGAGGGUCCCCUACGCAGCGUCAUGGAACAAGCCAAGCUAAAGAAAGAGGACAUCUAUGCGGUGGAGAUUAUUGGAGGUGCCUCAAGGAUCCCCGCCAUCAAAGAACGAGUCAGCAAGUUCUUUGGAAAGGAGAUGAGUACAACGCUGAAUGCGGACGAAGCUGUGGCCAGAGGCUGUGCUCUGCAGUGCGCGAUCCUGUCACCUGCUUUUAAAGUGCGGGAAUUUUCCAUCACAGACGUGGUUCCAUACCCUGUCUCGCUUAGAUGGAAUUCAGCAGCUGAGGAAGGCUUGAGUGACUGUGAGGUAUUCCCAAAGAAUCAUCCGGCACCCUUCUCUAAAGUGUUGACCUUCUACCGCAAGGAGCCCUUCUCUUUGGAAGCUUACUACAACAAUCCAAAGGAGCUGCCAUAUCCAGAUCCUACCAUAGGUCAGUUCCAGAUCCAGAAAGUGGUACCACAGGCAUCGGGUGAAAGUGCGAAAGUUAAAGUGAAGGUGCGAGUCAAUGUCCACGGUGUCUUCAGUGUUUCCAGUGCCUCCCUGGUGGAGGUCCUGAAGUCUGGUGAGGGAGAGGAGCCCAUGGAGACAGACACAGCUGGCAAAGACGAAGAGAACAAGAUGCAGGUGGACCAAGAGGACAAAGAGAAGGCUGAUGGACAGAAAGAAAAUGCGGACAAGAAAUCUGACACAGAAGACAUGGAGACUUCAAAUGAGGAGAACAAACAGGAGAAGAAGACUGACCAGCCACCACAAGCCAAGAAGCCCAAAGUCAAGACCAAGACUGUGGAUUUGCCCAUAGAGAACAGCCUGCACUGGCAGCUUUCCAAUGACAUGCUCAAUCUUUUUGUGGAGAAUGAGGGAAAGAUGAUCAUGCAGGAUAAACUGGAGAAGGAGAGGAACGAUGCCAAGAAUGGUGUGGAGGAGUACGUGUAUGAGAUGAGGGAUAAACUGCAUGGAGUGCUGGAGAAGUUCGUCAGUGAAGAAGACCGAGAUGCUUUCUCUCUGAAGCUUGAGGACACAGAAAACUGGCUCUAUGAAGAAGGAGAGGACCAACAGAAACAAGUCUACAUUGAUAAACUGACAGAGCUGAAGAAACUGGGGCAGCCCAUUCAGGAAAGAGCUAUGGAGGCAGAAGAGAGACCAAGAGCUUUCGAGGAGCUUGGGAAGCAGAUCCAGCAGUAUAUGAAGAUUAUAGAAGCAUACAAGGCAAAGGAUGAGCUGUACGACCAUUUGGACGAGCUGGAGGUCAUGAAGGUGGAAAAGCAUGUAAACGACGCCAUGGCCUGGCUGAACAACAAAAUGAACCAGCAGAGCAAACAGAGUCUUACAGUGGCACCUGUAGUCAAAUCUCAAGAAAUUCAAGCCAAAACAAAGGAAUUGUACUCCGCAUGCAACCCCACCCUCUCCAAAUCCAAGCCCAAAGUGGAGCCGCCAAAGGAAGAGAAGGCGGCUGAACAGAACGGCCCCGUUAACGGACAGGAGGGCACAGAAGACCAGCCCAAUAGCCCAGCCAAGGACCAGCCUGCACCAGAAUCAGGCACAGAGUCCAAGCUGCCAGAAAUGGACAUUGACUGAUUUUCUUGGUCAAGGCUCUGCUCAUCCCACUGUCCGACCUCUUUGUACCCACCUUUCUCAUGCCUCCAAAAUAUGACUGAAACGAACUAAAGUUAGCAUCUCAGCCUGAUUGUUUUUGACGACACUGUCUGCCUACUCCCGCAAAUACUCUUGAACUUGCCAUGUAUGGCCUGUUUCUGCUUUCGUUGUUGAUGUAUAAGAAAAUUAUUCAUGCAGUCACGUUCAUCAAGCUGUACUCUCCUCUGCACAGUAAAGAAGUGUUACGAGUGGAAAAUAGGAACAUGGUCACAAACAUGGUUAUGCAAUUACUGAGGAUAGAAACGCAAGAGUUCGAAACUCUACAUUUUUUCCUCCCUUUUUUUUUUUUUGUUUUUGUUUUUUGAAUCCCCUUCCUAUUAAUCGAGCAAUCUCUUGACCUUUAGGAUGUGUUGCUUCUAGAUGGAUGAAGUGUCACUUCGGGGUUGUUUUCACUCCAUAAAUUCAAAGCGAAGUUAAGUUUGGAAGCUCUGAAGUGGAGUAUAAUAGUAGCUGACCAAGGCGAAGCGUAGCGGCAGCGGUAUGUAUGCCCACUGUAUGUUGAAGUAGGUUUAUGUUACUGUUAUGCAGUAUUUCAUUUUAUAAAGGCACAUCACUUUGUGCCCAUGGCUUGUGUGUGUAUGGUUGCUUUCUGGAAUAUUCCUGGAGUUUUUGUAUUUCUACUCUGCUGCCGGUGGGAAUGGUGGAGACCAACGUGGUGCUUGGUAUUCUUUUCCACUCGCCAAAAAAAAAGAAAAAUAUAAUAAACCAUUCAUUUUGGUACACCGAUAUGAGAAUUGUUUGAAAUGUCUGCUACAGCUUUUUUGGAAGAAUGAAAAGGUUCCUGUUGACACAACUUUAUUUUUUAUUUUUUUCAGGACUUUUCGAUAUGAAAAGUAAAAAAGUUGUACAUAGUAAUUUGGUUCGCAGAAUAUUUAUGCUUUCCAUUUUUGCUGAGGUGAAAUAAAGGUUUCGGAAGGAUUACUAACUGA